This is a messenger RNA of Emiliania huxleyi CCMP1516, 1512 nucleotides long. RefSeq lists its product as hypothetical. The annotation marks the transcript as partial. Lineage: Eukaryota; Haptophyta; Isochrysidales; Noelaerhabdaceae. The record is from RefSeq and is a predicted model, not a curated record. Gene Ontology annotation, molecular function: protein binding. The transcript has 4 exons.
GCGGCGGCAAAGCCUCCCCGAGAGAAGGCUGUCGCCGAGGCCGCACCGGGAAAGGCGGCAAAGGUGACGGCGGCGGCGGCGGCGGCGGCACCAGAGGCGGACGAAGCCACCACCGAGACUGCGCCCGGGUGCAAGCUCGCCGACAAGCGGCGGCGCAAGAAGGAGAAUGCGCGCGAGAAGCAGCGGCGCGAGUUGGAGGAGGACGCGCUGCUGCAGGAUCGGAUCCGCGAGGAUGCGUCAAAGGAGAAGGCUCAGCUGGCGGAGGCCAAGGAGGAGGCUCGGCUCGCGGCGGACACGACCAAGCUCACCAAGGUGGCCGCCUCGCCGCCGCGGCCGCCGCCUCCUAGACCGCGGCCGCUCGCCAUGGCGGAGCGUUGCUUCACCCACGCGCCUUCCGGGCUCGUCAAGCAGAUCGAGGUGUUCGAGGAGGUGCUGCGAGAGAUGGUCCGUGAUGGAGACGUCGACGCCGUCGAGGGGAUCCUCGAUGCCGGCCUUGACGUGAGCGCGCCGCAGGAGACGGACGGGCGGACGCUGCUGUUCCACGCGUGCCGCUACAACCAGCCCGCCAUGGCGGAGCUCCUUCUGCAGCGCGGCGCGACCGUCGACGUCGAGGCGCUGAAUGUGGCUGCGAUACUCCGUCGCCCGGCUCUCGUACGCCUGCUUCUGGACCCGAAAUGGGAUGUGGAUUACGAGGUCGUUGACUCGGCCUUAAUCAACGUCGAGCGCAUGACUGACGGCAAGAUCCACGAGGGCCCGAUUUCACCAUCCGAGCCAAAAGUGUCCGAUGUGCUCCUCGCCUUCCGUGAGGCGGGCUUCUGCCGAGAGAAGGGGUUCGUCCUCUACCGCUCUGCUAUGGAGUUCACGCAAGUGGGCGGUCCCCCCACCGUGGUCGAAAUGUACCUCGAUGCCGGCCUGGACGUCAACUUCUCGGUGCCGGUCGCGGAGGACACAAUCACGCUACUGGCGCUCGCGUGCGAGAACGGCAACGCCGAGGUGGCAUCGCUGCUGCUGAGCCGGGGAGCGGUGGAGUCCAGCGCUUUGUGCCGCGCUGUGGUGGGCAGGCACGCGGACGUGGUCCGCGUGCUUCUCGCAGCGGGGCCGAGUCGCAAGUACAUCGACGAGGCGGCGCACCUAGCCGGACACGUGGCGGAGGAGCGUAAGCUCUACCACUGCGAUGUGCUCCAGGCAUUCCUCGAGGCGGGCUACCUCUGCUUCUACUCAGCCAGAGGAGUCACCGACGCCGAAGCCGACCCAGAAGUGGUCGAGGCGUACCUCAACGCCGGCGGCGACGUCAACUACUCGCUUGUGCCCCAGCAGCGCGUCGCGAUCGUGCGCGAGCUCAUCGAGUACGGUGCGGCGAGCGGCGAUGACCUCGGCAGAGUGCUGUUUGAGGCCGAGCAGCGGCGGAAGCGCGCCAAGGUGAAGGCGACGAUGAAGCUGGAGUCCGAGAUCGUCAAGCUCCUCGUCCCGCCAAAGGGGGACAAGAAACCCUCCCUCUUCCCAGGCGGGUGA